GUCCGCAAUUUUUUUUUUCCUUUUUCUCUUUUUCUUCCCUUUUUUUUUUUUUUUUUUUUCUUAUUAUGCCUAUUCCUAUACCACUUCACAAUGAUUUUUAUUCAUUAUUAAACCAUUCUCCAAGAGAUAAAAUAUUUCAUUCUAUAUUACAACAACAAAACCUUAAUACUAUUAAACGUUUUCCUGAUUCUAUCUAUCAUGCUUACAAAUCUCUUGGUCUUUCUUUUUGUUUUGUAUCUAAAUCUAAACCCAUUCAACAAUGUGACGAUUAUGAUGAUAACUUGAUUCUUGAUGCUAUUGAUAUAUACAACGGUGUGACUAAGGAUGGAUAUCAACCUUAUUCUUUGAAAUUGGAUUUACCCUAUAUUGAUAGUUCUAUGGUAGCUCAUGAUAUCGUUUCUUUACUUGGUGAACCUGAUCGUAAAGGUGGUGGUGGCCAAACGCGUCUUCCCUGUUGGAUUGAAUAUAAAUUUGAGAAAAAUUCUGGUGGUAUGAUGAUACAACUUCAUGGUCUGGACUGGGAUGAUAGUAAAAUGGGUUGGACAAGUAUUGUGCUUUAUAGAUAACUCAUAUAUUUCAAAAAUGGCUCCAUUUGGUUCAACUAUUCCUUUUUUUUUUUUUUUUGAUUGGCUGACUUACCCAAAUUGAUCUUCUUUUGUUCUUCCACUGUCACAAAAAUUGGUAACAUACCGAAAAAAAAAAAAUUUUUUUCAGCUCCCCUGUU
This is a messenger RNA of Halteromyces radiatus, 724 nucleotides long. RefSeq lists its product as uncharacterized. The record is from RefSeq and is a predicted model, not a curated record. The transcript is spliced from 2 exons. Lineage: Eukaryota; Fungi; Mucoromycota; Mucoromycetes; Mucorales; Cunninghamellaceae. Bases 66 to 566 code for a protein of 166 amino acids.